GGGAGCUCGAGCUGGCUUACAAGCGGAGGCGCGCGCACCGAGCAGGUCAUGUCAUUAAAGAUGGAGAUGGAUGUCAGUGGAGUGUCCAGGGCACCCAUAUCCAUUUUACCUGCUGCUGCUGAGGUCAAAGCUACGCUGAAGCCCGAAGCGGACAAACCGCGCUGCUCCAGCACCCCUUGCUCGCCCAUCAAAAGUACUGUUUCAGGAUACCAAAUCCUCCACAUGAACUCCAACUACCUGGUGGGCUUCACCACCGGCGAGGAGCUUCUCAAACUGGCCCACAAGUGGUCCGGUCCUGAGAAGAGCAACAUAGAGGCCUUGCCCAGUCCUGUCAAAAAGCCUGUGGAUUUGGGCCUGCACCGCGCCUCGCGGAUUUACAAAGCCAAAAGCCGCUUCUACCAGCCCUACGACAUCCCGGCCGUCAACGGGCGAAGGAGGAGGCGCAUGCCCAGCUCGGGCGACUCCUGCUUCAGGUCGCUGGUGGCCGGAGAGCCCAGCAAGGCUCUACACGGGCCCCUGCCCCUCUGCCUGCUUAAAGGCAAACGGGCGCACUCUAAGUCCCUGGACUACCUCAACCUGGACAAGAUGAGCCUCAGGGAGCCGGCAGACACCGAGGUGCUGCAGUACCAGCUCCAGCACCUCACCCUGCGGGGAGAGCGCAUGUUCAGCAGGAACAAAACAUGAGCGACCCUGGCACAGGCCGCUAGCAUCCACAGCCAGGCCCCUCACCCGCAGGGGGAUUUGGCUGCUAUAUUUGGGCCUUGCGUUUCUUCACUCAGAUCAUAGGCAGUUCCUGUAGUAAGGCACCCAUAGGCCACUAAUUUGUUAUUUUAAGAACUGUUUGUUAACCAGGAAGUUUCGAUGAGGCACCGCCAGGCCCGACUAACUUAAACAUUAACCUGUGAACAAAAACAGAGAAGUUCUUUUGAUAGUGUGUAUGUGUGUCCAGGGGAUACGUUAAGUGUGAGGGUUGAGGUCGUUCAGGAUUAGCAAUAAAUGACUUGCUUAAUAAUUGCUACUACUGUAUGUGCGUGUACACCUGUGCUAAGGUGUUAUACCUUUGUGUGGAAAUGCCUCUUUUGCAGAAAACGUAUGUAUGUAUGCUCUGCACUGGAUCGCACUGUUAUUACAUCUGGAUAUAUAUAUUUAUUGUUUUUUGUUUUUUUUUUUAACCUGGUUAGCAUAGCCCACUGUGUUGUUCUCCUAAUAUUAGCGUACUAGCAUUAGCAUCCUCGCUCCUUUAAAUGUGUCAUUGGGUGAGCUCACCUUCACUCCUCAUUUUGCCUCUGUCUGGCCAGAAUCUUUAUGUAAAACACUGACUGUUACACAAUCUGGAGGUUAUUUAAGACAGUGCUGGGAGAGGAUUUGAGCAGGAGAGGCUUAUCUUCAGAGAACCUGAGCUGAGAUUAGCACCUCAUAUACACACUAUUAAUCCCCCUUUCCAUUUUUUUUUACCCCCGCCCCUGCCCCAUACGCCGCAGGACGCCAGUCGGAUUAUUUUAGUCCAGGUUUUUCAGAUUGAGUAAUCCCUCAUGGUUGGGAAUUGGUUUCAUGAUAAAAUGAAGGAUCUACAUGGACAAUGCCAACAUUACGCUUGUCCAUGUAUGCACACAUUUCAGAAAUGAAACUACUUUUCUGUUUAUUUCUCAUGUUGGUGCACAGCAUUGCUCCUAAAACAAACCAAAGGAUGAACUUUGGGUGUCCUGGGGAAAACUUGAUUGCUAAUGUGAUAUAUUUUUUUUUUGUUUUGUUUUGUUUUUUUCUUUAUUUGUGUGUGUGUAACACCUGACAAUCGUAUCCAAAGUUUUUUACCCAAUAAGCCACACAGCUGUAAACGGUUCAUAUUACUCAUAUUUUGGUGCCAGUCAGGCAUGUUUUCCAUGUUAAACAUUUUGUGUCUUACUAUUUAAAAGCUAUAAUUGGUGUAAUAUUUAUUGACUAUUGUUAUUGACAAUACUAUCACCGCCACAGUUAAUAGUGUGGACCUGUUACACUGGUUUGAAGCAUGCAAUGAAAUUUUUUUAAGACCAGCUUAUUUAGUACAUUGUUUUUCUCUUUUAUUCAGUCCCUAAACCUCUACUGCUGUUGUUGUAAAUGAACUUUCUUUAUAGUUAUGUUUUAUUUUACUCCUCCCUGUCUCUUAAUGAUGAAUUAUGACUUCAAAGUUUAAAGGUACAAUCAUUUUUUUUUCCAAACACUUGACUCAUAUUUGCAGUGAUAAGGAGUUGUACAUACAAGUCUCUUCUAAGUGGGUUAAGCAUUGCACUGAGGGCUUUGUUGGAAGCAGUGCACCUUUUGUUUAUUCCAGACAGGCUUUGGAGGAUUUAGGAGUAGUGUUGGGUAAUAUCCUGAUUGUACCUUUUAAUUUUUGGAUUAUUAAAUACCUGUUUAGUUGACAUGACAUGCACUAGUCCUUAUCUUUUUUUCUUUUUUUUGCUGUGGAUGAGAAAUACCUUCUGUGAAUGCUGAGAAGAGCACCUUAGAGUUAGCAACAGUGAUAUUAUGGUGGUAUUUCCUUUUGUCCUGACUGAACUGCAUAUUGAACCUGCGUAGUUUUUUGAUUAUUUGUUUACAUAUUGGGUGUUUUAUUUUGAGGCUGGAAUACUGUUAUGUGAUUGUGUUAGAUUUAUUCUUUGUUGUUUUUUGGAAUUUUUGAUUUAAUUGUGCCAGAAUUUUCCAUAAUCAUAAUGGAUAAAGGCUGCUGCUCCUGGCUGCGCUGAGCUCUGCUAUGUACCGUGAAUCUCAAAGUAAGGGAGCAGGAAAUUCUUAUUGUGACUCAGGACUGAGCCUGACUAUUUCUCUGUUCAUCAGUACAGUAACACUAAAGAAAUGCACUGCUCAUUGUUUUCAGUUCACGUGGAGUGAAGUUUUCUUACCAGUUGAGGUGUCACCUAAAAUAUCUAUGUGUACCUAAUGAGAACACUAAGACAAAAUACAUAAGACUCAUUUCAUAAGAACAGCGUGUAGGAUUAUCGCACUGGGAUGCUCCUGAACUCUAAAGUCUUAACUGGAAACCUUGUUUAUGAUGUAACACAUUUUUAUUGUUUUCGAUCACCAUGAAAUCCUACAGCUUUCUCCUUUUAACAUGAAAAAAAUGUGAAUGUGAUUUAAAAGGCACAAAGUUGAUGAUCAAUUUUAGCUUUGCAGUACAUCCAUACUGCGCUUCUGUGUGAUGAAAAAGACAUAGGGAGCCACCAUAGGUCACAGUGCCUACAUGCAAUCUCUGCGUACUGUAUUUCAGUCUUUUCCACUAUUUGACACUUAUUUAUUUAGGAUAUUCACAUACUACUGGCAAAAGCUGUGCUUCAUUACUCUUGUAUUCUGUAACCUGACUGCUUUUUAGUUCCCCUUUCUUGGUCCUGCUGAGUGUGUCUGUGCCCUGCAAUGCUUUUGUAUGUCCUAAGUUUAACCUUAAACUUAACAUUAUUAAAACACUACACCCUA
Colossoma macropomum (tambaqui) is the source of this 3444-nucleotide messenger RNA. RefSeq names its product macrophage immunometabolism regulator (gene macir). Gene Ontology annotation, biological process: negative regulation of fibroblast migration; negative regulation of cytokine production involved in inflammatory response. The coding region runs from base 49 to 684 and encodes 211 amino acids. The record is from RefSeq and is a predicted model, not a curated record. The transcript is spliced from 2 exons. Lineage: Eukaryota; Metazoa; Chordata; Actinopteri; Characiformes; Serrasalmidae.